Lepisosteus oculatus (spotted gar) is the source of this 4258-nucleotide messenger RNA. RefSeq names its product TLC domain containing 3A (gene tlcd3a). Gene Ontology annotation, biological process: lipid homeostasis. Gene Ontology annotation, cellular component: endoplasmic reticulum; membrane. Lineage: Eukaryota; Metazoa; Chordata; Actinopteri; Semionotiformes; Lepisosteidae. The record is from RefSeq and is a predicted model, not a curated record.
CCAGGGCAGGUGGAUGCUCGCCGAGUGAAUGAUGAGUGGAGCAGGCGUAAGAGAGAAGACGCUGCGUGCGUGGUUAAUAUUACACCAAGGGCGCAGAGCUCCAUUGGACGCCCAUUUUAUGUAUUUGGCCGACUUGCACAACAGCGGGGUUGUUACGGAGGGCACGGAUUAAGAGGAAGCUCGGGGUGGUUGUGCGGUGUUCCCUCUAUCUGUUGUUAUUGCGAGGAACGCGCCGGCUCUGCGCCACCAGACAGAGCAAUCAAUCCCCGAGGUUCUCCGACACCGCGCUGCUGCUGCUGCUGCAGAAGAGCCAGCGUGCCUGUGCGGAGAGCAGCCGGGGUACUGAUGCAGCCCUCUCACAGCGGGAGGAGGACACCGGCAUGAGAAGCGCUGUUUGAAAAACAAACCCUGUUCCGUCUUCCGUAUCUCGUUUAAAAAGAGCGCAAACGAAUAAAGCAGACAUGCUGCAUGUGCUGCUGAGCGGCGCGUUCUUUUUCCCCGGUGUCUUCUACUUGUGCAGAAAAGUUUUACCCGUCUGCUUCAAGCGCUGGAGCGAUGCGGACGUGGUGCUCGUCAGCGAGAGGCUGGUGUCCUCGGUCCACGCCAUCAUGGCCACCACCUCGGGGUUCAUCGUCGUCUCGUCCUGCGACAACGUGAUGACCGACAGGCACUGGCUGGCCACCUACUUUGUCUGGUUCGCCAUGUCCUACAUGGCCUACGACCUCUACGCCAUGUACCUCAGUCACUGGUACCGCUUCCGGGUGAAAGGUCAUGAGGAGUACAAGGAGCACUCAUUCCGCACCGUCAACAGUUUUGUGAGGAGGGAGUUUCUGCUGGUGCUGCAUCACAUCGUUCUGCUGACCAUACUGCUGCCCAUCACUCUGUUCUUCCGGAGAGACCUGGGAGACUUCUUCGUCGGAUGCCUGUUCACAGCAGAGCUCAGCACGCCCUUCGUGUCCCUGGGGAAGAUUCUGAUCCAGCUGGGGCUCCAGGACUGCCUGCUGCACAAGGUCAACGGUGUGGUGGUGCUGCUGAGCUUCUUCCUGUGCCGGAUCCUGCUCUUCCCCUACAUGUACUGGGUCUACGGACGGCACUACGGCCUCCCGCUCUACAGCGCCCCCUUCCACCUGCCGCUGUCCUGCAACCUGGGCACCCUCUGCAUCAUGGCGCCGCAGGUCUACUGGUUCGUCCUGCUGUGCCGGAAGGGCCUGCGGCUGUACCAGCGCCAGGCCGGGAAGCGCCCAGCCGCUGUCACCGACGCCGCCCAGUAGGGGGCAGGCUCUUCCCCUCCAUUCUCCUCCUCCUCCGCCGCCCUUCUCGCCUAAUCCCCCUACCUCCCCACCCCCCCCGGUCUCGUGGCUCUGCGGAGAGGCGUGUUGCUCUGGGGGGAGGGGGGGGUCCCAAUGUCCGCUCAUCGCAGGACCUCGUCUCGCCUUGCUUCUCCCGCGCUUCACCCCACUCAGGAGCCCCCUGGUGGCUGUUCUGUUUCUUUCCAUAGAGCUGCAGUUUUCCGUAGGAUUUUCUUAUUUCUCUUGUUUGACUUUCUCUCGGCGGCAGUGCGAUCACGAUCAGAGAGACCCAUCGGCCCCCCAGUCCCCCGUGUGUCUGGUGGCUUUGACCUGGAGGGGCGAUCUAGGGGGAGAGAUCUGGAGGGGAGAUCUGUGGGAGUGAUGGGGGGGGGGAGAUCUGGGAGAGAGAUCUGGGGGGAUUUCUGCGGAGAUCUAGGUGAGAGGUCUGGAGGGGAGAUCUGGGGGAGAGAUCUGAGGUGAUCUCUGCAGAGAUCUGGGGGAGAGAUCUGAGGUGAUCUCUGUGGAGAUCUAGGGGAGAUCUGGGGGUAGCGCUGACAGCUGUGCAGGACAGGACCACGCUGGCUUCCUUUUCUCAUUCUGAUCAUGCGCAGCAAACGGGGCCGUUUCUCUGUCUCUCAGCCCUGCUGCUAAUGGAACACCAUCUGUAGAUGUGUUUCACGUGUUUUAAAAUGGAAAAAGAGAAAAACAAUCACAGGUUUAUUAAGACUUUAACAGUACACAUGAACUUUCAAUAUGCACACUCAUACACCAGCAUUGGGAAAACUGCGCUUUUAAUACAGUUGCUCGGUCUUUCUCCAUCUCGCUCUGCCUCAUCAGCCAUAACGACAUGCACUAAUUGCAGUAGGGGAUACUGCACUACUCGCCAAUUAAUUAUUUACUGCACAACAGAGUUCUGUGUUUCUCUUCACACCUCUCUGUCUUCGAGCCUCUAGCCUGUGCUGAAUCCUGCUUUGUCACAUGAGCGAAGGCAGAAUGUUUACACGCACCGGAGAAAUCCGAAUGCUGCAGGUCCCGGCCUCUCUGAGCCUGAUGCUCGUUUCCGUGGGAACAUCGGCCAGGGAAAGGGCUCAGCUUGUCUCUUGGGCACGUCUCCCGUGACCUGUGGUGCAAGCACGGCAAGAACAGGGCAGCACACGGACAUGUGCAGUGGAGCAGGGUGACAUCUGCAAAGUAACAACUAGAUAAAUACAGAAUUAAUAAAUAUGGAACACAUAACAUAAUACAUAAUGUCUGAAUGCAUAAAAGCACAGGAAAACCAACAGCUACACGACCUUGGUAAGGUUAUUUAUAGUAGAAAAAGUUGCACAAGCCUGGUCUUCUUUUGCUUUCCUGCAGAACAGCAACCCACAUGUUCAGAUUUGUGUUUUCUAAUCAGGAGCAGCAUCAUACCCGUUGACUCCACACGAACCAAACGCCUGUCCCUGACUCGUCUGCGUUAACGCUUACUGACCCCCCCCUCCCCCGUUCCAAGAGAUCACGGGGGUCCCGUGCCAUCCGCAUCGAUCAGAAUACACUCCUGCAGUCGCCAUGCUCUCGAACGGCUUGAAUCCGGGUGCUCUGCACCCCGAUUCUGGGGAUUGGGUAGCAGUUCGGAGCGUGGAUACUGCUGAGGAGCCCAUGCUGGACUAACCUAGUUUGACGUGCAUGUUAAAGAUCAGGAAUACAGAAGUCCUGGUUUACUAGAUGAGACGUUCUCAACCCUUUCCAGCUACACUUGUCAAGUAGCAGAUGUAGGAAAGGGGGGCAUUUUUCAUGCUGCCUCUCUUAGAGUGAAACAUUUCUCUGUUUCCUGGGAGGCUCUCUGACGGAUCGGCCUUUGGGGAUUUAUUGAUAGCCAUUUUGCGGAAGAUUAUUUUUCUUAUGGAAAUUCUAUUUUACAGCCUCACGAUUGACAUUGAUAUGCAGGGUUUUUUUGUAUUUAUUUAGGAAAUAAUUCGAUUGUGCUUUAAAAUCCUUUGACCAGUUUGCAUAUCGUUUUAAAAAAAAAAAAAGAAUUUUUAUUUUUGCAAUUUCUGUCAGAAUCGGCAUAAUCUGAACGUGACAAUUACUAGGCUGUUCGGAAAUGAGUAGAUGAGCAUGCCUAAACUUGAAAGGUCUUAUUUUAUUACAGUUGUACAUUUAAGCAGAUUUAACUGCAGUGAGCGUGGCCUGUCUGCCUGUCCCGGCCCGUGUGGGGGUGACGUGACAGUGGCCAGAGCAGGGGACAGGAGAGUCUAUCCUCAGAGACAAGAGGGUUGAGCUCCGUCUGAAGGGGCACACAUGUAUAAACAGUGGGAAGCAGGGGGGGGGCCUCAUGGAGUCUGGUAGCUCCCAGUAGCGCCCUCUGCUUUUUGUGCUGUAGGGAAGUUUUUGGUAUUAAGAGCUCAUGAUUCUGGUUUGAUCUCUUUACAAUCCAGUCUAACUAUAUACUUCUAUGCACUGUAUCUUAAUACAUGUUCAUACAUGCAGGAGAAGUUUAUUGAUCCAGGGCUGACAGGCCAGCAGCAGUGUAUCAGCAUUUAAGGUUUCUUUAAAGACUUUCAUCAGUGUGGGUUUCAGUGUGCUUGAAGAAACUCUCAGAGGGCUGGACUUGUGAAGUGGGUUCUGCUGUAGCCAGACUGGGCCCGAGUGCUGACCUGCCUGCUCAGGAACGCAGCCCAGCACACCUCACUGACCUUCUGCAUUCGUGUCACCUGUGAAAAACUAAUGGAACAAUAACGUUACACUGUCUGUAUUUGUUUCAUACUUACUAAGCUUUUCUUGUAGAUUCAGAAAUAUGUUGCGGGUAGUGUUUAAACAAUGAUUGCAUGUCAGAUGAAAAAGAACAGGGCCUUGUUAGAUUGCCCAACUGACUUUCCUUUCCUGAACUGAGCCUGUGUGCAGCAGCAUUGCUCUGUAUGUCGAGGGAAUGACACGGUCGUUGUGAAGUGUUGGCUGGUCAGCCUUUUAUUAAAAAAACUCAGAUCUAG